AUGCUUGAUUUGCUUCUUUCCUCUGAUAACUUUCAUCUCUCUGAGGAAGCUACUGAUGUAGAUGCAAAUCACCUGCAUGGAUUGCCUCCAGAUAGCCCCAUAUUGCAAGCGCUUUUUGCUGAUCCUGUCAUUCACUGUGGUCUUGCAAAUCCCCAAGCGCUGUUCGUGGUCUUAGUGGGAAUGUCGACUCUCGAGCUGGACCCUACAAUCAUCAUUCGACGCAGCUCCGGCGACCAUCUGCACAUCCUCGUUUUCGUCAUCAUCGCAACCCAUUAUUCCCCCCUUGAUCUUAUUCAAAUAGCGGCAGGAAUUCGUGCAGUGGUGCGAGCCGACAUAGAUGGCAGUUUACUUAAGGGUAUCUCCAACACAUAUAUAUAUUCUAUUGAUUUCGCCCAAUUACAGAGGCCAGUCGCUCACAUUCUCAUUUUUGUAUGA
Messenger RNA from Protopolystoma xenopodis, 435 nucleotides. Lineage: Eukaryota; Metazoa; Platyhelminthes; Monogenea; Polystomatidea; Polystomatidae. The record is from the annotation of a GenBank genome assembly.